GAUUGCAGGGUUUACUGGGUCUCAAGCUGAAAGUGCUCAGCCUGCUGAGGGUUAUAUCCAGUCCUGAAGAGCUAACGCCAGCAGGAGGGGCAGAGCCUGGAUUUCGAAGGACUCUUGGGUUGCUCACACACUGUGUAGUCAGUGAGAAACAUGACCACACUAGCCAACUUUACACAGACACUGGAGGAUGUCUUCAAAAGGAUUUUUAUUACUUACAUGGACACCUGGAGGAAGAACACAACAGCCGAGGAACAGGCACUCCAGGCCAAGGUUAAUGCCGAGAACUUCUACUACGUCAUCCUGUACCUCAUGGUGAUGAUCGGCAUGUUCUCCUUCAUCGUGGUGGCCAUCCUGGUGAGCACGGUGAAGUCGAAGCGGCAGGAGCAUUCCCAGGACCCCUACCACCAGUACAUAGUGGAGGAUUGGCAGGAGAAGUAUAAAAGUCAGAUCCUGCAUCUGGAGGACUCCAAGGCCACCAUCCAUGAGAACAUGGGGGCAACAGGGUUCACGGUGUCGCCCUGAUAAAUAGCAAGGAGACAUCUGGCUAUGGAGGGGUGCUUCUGCCACCUAGCGCGUCCGACUUGUCCUUGCUCCCAAGAAAGUUAGGUCCUCUCUGUGCUGAAAACCUUCAGAGUGAUGGCCUGCCUGGCCAACUGACCCGGGUGACAUUUCUAUCUCUGUGGUUUACAUGAGCCCACUGGGGAGACACUGUGUAUUGAAGAUCUCGUCUUUACUUGCCAUGCUAUGUAUAUGUCAUGUAAGUUAGUUUCAAUCAUGAGAAUGGAGCCAAACACGAAGCAGGGGCCUGGGCGGGGCAGUGGGGCAGAAAGCAGAGAUUUACAAAUCCUCCACCUUCAUCCUCAUAGGAAAUAUUAGUCUGAGUGUAGCAAAUUCAAUUUAGGAAUAAGUCAUAUGUGUUAUUCAGAAGCUAAGGCUUAAAUCUAUCACGGGCUUGCUGAACUGACAGGCGAGCAUUUGCUUAACUGAUUCAUGGGCACAGAGUCCGCGGUGAUGAACGGACAGAAGCAUGGGGUUAUUCUGCACUCACCACUCUCCUGGUAUUUAACUGAUCUGGGCGUCUGGAC
Messenger RNA from Peromyscus leucopus (white-footed mouse), 1085 nucleotides. It is a transcript of the gene Kcne2, whose product is annotated as potassium voltage-gated channel subfamily E regulatory subunit 2. NCBI's taxonomy places the organism in Eukaryota, Metazoa, Chordata, Mammalia, Rodentia, Cricetidae. The record is from RefSeq and is a predicted model, not a curated record. The coding region runs from base 151 to 522 and encodes 123 amino acids. Gene Ontology annotation, biological process: negative regulation of delayed rectifier potassium channel activity; membrane repolarization during action potential; ventricular cardiac muscle cell action potential. The transcript is spliced from 2 exons. Gene Ontology annotation, molecular function: transmembrane transporter binding; potassium channel regulator activity; voltage-gated potassium channel activity involved in ventricular cardiac muscle cell action potential repolarization. Gene Ontology annotation, cellular component: membrane.